AUGCAAGCCUUGCAAGUCUUAGGGCAAGACAAAAUGACCCAGCAGCAGCUUGGAGAGCAGCUCUGUCGGAUCUCACACAUGGCAUUAUGUAGGCAGAGUUUGGCUUUUAACUGUUUAAAGAUUCUGUUACGUCCUUGGCUUACACAAAGUCACUCACACUUUACACUUUCUAAAAUUUUUGCAGCUAACUUUUCUGAGCAAGUAGUUGAAAGCUUUCCAUCUGAUAUCUCCACUGGUAUAUACUAUGGAUGGGCCUGUGUUGGAAAUGGAGAUGUGCAUAAAAUGGUUUUGAGCAUAGGAUGGAAUCCUUUCUAUAAGAAUAUUAAGAAAUCAGUGGAAACGCACAUUAUCCACACCUUCAAAGAAGACUUUUAUGGAGAAAUUCUUAGUAUAGUCAUAACUGGAUAUAUUCGACCAGAAAAAAACUUUGAUUCCGUAGAGGCGCUCAUUUCAGCAAUUCAGGAAGACAUUGAAGAAGCAAAAAGACAGCUAGAUUUACCAGAACAUCUUAAACUCAAAGAAGAUAACUUCUUUCAUCUGCCAGAAGGCAAAAUAGUGAACAACCACUGAGCAAACCCAUGCUGCUUUUUUUUUUUUCUUUUUUCCCUCCCCUGUCAUGGAGCUUUUCUAUUUGCACUGCUUUUAUAGGUACUUUGUUAUCGUGUGUCUGUUUAGGUAACUGAGGUUGGAACCGACCGCAGAAGAUGAUUUCAGUUUCCUUGUGUUAAUUCAUCAUUAACCCAGUUAUGCAAGAGGAGCAGAAGGCUGGUUUAGGCUCUUAGAGACAAAUUGUGUAUCCUAAAGUUGUUCAGAGAUCUGAGCACAUGUGGAACAUGACCAAAGUUAAUCAUUACCUCUUCUGACCCUAAGGUAUGGGUAGUUCAUUUAAGUGAAGAAUGUCUGUUUUUAACGUACAGAAUGUUAUUCCAACCUCUCUUCCCAGUUUUAUGUUAUUCUUACAUCUGGAUUUUAGCUAGUAACUUGGAAAAUUUUGCUAUUGAUUGAGUCAGAAAUUUCCUGUGGUGCAGGAAGCCAAUGAUUAGAUAACAAUAACAAGACUAAUUCUCUAUAGUUCUUAUUUUCUAUAUAUGCUAUUCAGCUGUCAUGGUUGAAGCUGUCAUUUUAAUUGAAAUUAUUUAUUUUAACUUUCUUUGAAAUGGAGGAAAUCACUGUUACUCAUUGAGUUACUGGAAUCUGAGAUAUACUUUUUCAUAGUUGACUGUACGUAUGACAACACAUGACCUGCAUAGUUUACUUCUGAGGAAGUGUUUCACUGGAAUUCAGGAAAUGAAUGACAGUGUGAAAGUUGAUAAACUUUAAAGGUUCAGGCCCAAAAGAUGCAGAAACAGUAUAUGAAAACUUCUGCUAUUUGGGCCUUAAGGCAAAAGAGGUAAUGAAAGGCAACUUUGCAUUUUAUCUACUGCUGGCAUUUGUUGUAGGAAAAUGGGGAGAACCUUGGGUUAUUCACUACACUGGCAAUAAAAUGGCUGACUUCAAGAUUGAUGUUAGUGUAAGGCACAGGAAAAUCUCAUCAACUCUGCACCGAGUGCAGGUAAGAGCUGCGGUUUUGGCUGACCAAGUAGAUCAAUACACGAAUGAAAGCCUUUGGGGAUUUAAGGAAUAGUAUAUUGACACUGUACUGGGUAUUGGUUAUUUAUUACAAGUAAUUGCAGCUAUUCUUACUCUGAAAUGAAGGGAUAGGUAAAUAGAGGGGGUAUUGUCAAAAUUGAUAGUAAUAUGGAAAAUACUUAAGUAUGUAAUGUGUGAUUCCAAAUCU
Molecule: messenger RNA, 1777 nt
Organism: Pygoscelis adeliae (Adelie penguin)
Lineage: Eukaryota; Metazoa; Chordata; Aves; Sphenisciformes; Spheniscidae
Product: riboflavin kinase-like
Exons: 4
Coding region: 1-570 (189 amino acids)
Biological process (GO): FMN biosynthetic process; riboflavin biosynthetic process
Cellular component (GO): mitochondrion
Molecular function (GO): riboflavin kinase activity
Source: RefSeq, a predicted model, not a curated record